AUGCAUAUCCUGUCGCUGUUCUUUCUGGCUCUGAUUGCCUAUUGUGCUGCCAAUGUCCUGCCCGUUGCAAAGCCCACUAACCUCAGCAUCGAUCAGCAUGGAAAAAGGGUUUAUGACGGAGAAGUGGAGGAGAAGUGUGAAUUCUAUUGUCCUGGCAAGGAUCCCUCAGUUUGCGCCACGAACGGGCAGUGCCUGCUAAAGUUUGACAGUCGCUGUGCCAUGACAGCCUACAACUGCCGGAAUCCCCAGAAGAUGUUCAAGUCCGUCGAAGAUCAUCGUUGCGAGAAGGACUGGCAGCCUCUUUGCCGGGAAGAGGAUCUCAGGGAGUUCGGCUUGUGA
Messenger RNA from Drosophila bipectinata, 339 nucleotides. RefSeq lists its product as uncharacterized. The record is from RefSeq and is a predicted model, not a curated record. Lineage: Eukaryota; Metazoa; Arthropoda; Insecta; Diptera; Drosophilidae.